Rhopilema esculentum is the source of this 2543-nucleotide messenger RNA. RefSeq names its product cholinesterase-like. NCBI's taxonomy places the organism in Eukaryota, Metazoa, Cnidaria, Scyphozoa, Rhizostomeae, Rhizostomatidae. The record is from RefSeq and is a predicted model, not a curated record.
AAGGUAGGGCGUGCUUUGAGCAGAGCUUGCAUAUGCUUUGAGAAUGCAGACAUUGUAGUUGCAGGCAGAAUGGAUAUCGCCAAAAUGUUUGCGAUACCUUUUGCGAUAUCUCUGAUCGCAAGUUUCGAUGGAGCUUUUGGAACUUCGUUUGUCAACGUUUCCAUUGCCGGCCUUGGUGUUGUGCAAGGAACAAAGAAUCAGAAUUUCGAGAUCUUCAAAGGAAUUCCUUUUGCCGAGGCACCGAUCGGAGAUUUGCGCUUCAAGCCACCAAAAUCUGCAAAAUGGAGCGGUUUUAGAAAUGCUACUCGGUUCGGAAAUAUGUGUCCGCAAAGAGAUUUUACAUCAAAAAGACUUAUUUUAAAUGAAGAUUGCCUUUACUUAGAUAUCUAUCGGCCUACAAAAAGGGCUGGAAAGUUAGCUGUUAUGGUAUGGAUUCAUGGUGGGGGAUUUAUCUUUGGCGCUGCAAGUCAAUACAGUGGACAUUUAUUAGCUUCUCUACACGGUGUCCUUGUAGUCACGAUCCAGUAUCGACUUGGUGUUCUCGGCUUCUUCAACUUGCCGAAUACGGACGUUAAAGGAAACUUUGGCAUGUUGGAUCAAAUAGAAGCCUUGAGAUGGGUAAAGAGACAUAUUGGCGACUUUGAUGGGGACGCCGGAAAAGUCACUAUAUUUGGAGAGAGCGCUGGCAGUGCAAGUGUCUCAUUGCUCACACUUUCGCCUAUGAUCAAAGAUGAGGGCCUUUUCUCUCGAGCUAUCGCCCAAAGUGGAGUUGGAAGCGGCUACUGGGCGGUACAGAAAGCUUCAAACGACAAUAUAGCAAGAAAUUUUGGCAAGUUGCUGCAAUGCAAUGACGUUAAAAAAUUGGUAUCCUGUUUGAAAACAAAGCCUACCAGUGAAAUUCUCUUAAAACAAGAUCACCUUGUUAAAGAAUCAACAUCAAUUCUCACAGCUCCAAAUGUAGAUGGUCAGUUCCUAAAAGAAUUGCCUUCAAAACUGGUUGCAGCUAAUGCCAUACCCAAUUCAAACGUGUCACUUAUAGUUGGGUUUAAUCAGAACGAGGGGACCUUUUUUUCACGUGAUCCCCGUAACAGUACAGAGCAGUCUUACGAAAAAAUGGUUAAAUUGGUAUCAAAAAUUUAUUUUGGCCAGGAAAAUAAAGUUUUGAAUACAGCUCUGCUCCACGAGUAUACAAAAUACCACGUGAGCAAUCUGGCUCUAAAAUGGUUUGAAAGCCUCUCUGACUUCCAUGGCGAUUCCCUCUUCGUUAUUGAUGUCAUAAACCUGGCAGACGCUUGGUUUAAAUCUGGAAACACUGUUUACAUGUAUUUGUUUUCUCAUUUGCCAGAUCACUUGAAAUUACCUUAUUUAAAGGUAACCCAUGGAUUAGAAAUAUCGUACGUAUUUGGUUUUGACAGUGUUGCACCUCAAUGGUCUUAUCAUAAAAAUUUAACAGAUGUUGAUCGAAAUGUAAGCAUUCAGUGUAUGGAGAAGUGGGUGUCUUUUGCAAAAAACGGAUUUCCAGGUAAAGGUUGGCCUAAAUACAGUUCAAAUACUAGACAGUACUUAAAUAUAAAAAAUCCUUUGACUGUUGAAAGUCAACCAUGGCCUAACAGGAUGGCCUUCUGGAACAAAGUUGCCCCACAAAUUCUUAACGGGACAGUUUCUUCUAAAUGUAAAGAUAACCCCAAAGCUUCGUCUCCAGCAGUUGAAGGAACUUUCGCUUUGUUGCUUGCAUGCUUUUUGUUUAAUAAACUUGUUUGAUGAUUAUGAUUAUAAGCGUAUCAUACAGCGUUUAUGAUUGCUAUUGGUAAAUUGCUAUUGGUAUAUGGCUAGUAUGAAUAUCCUACCCAAGGACACAGAAUAGGAAUCAGGCAGAAUGGGAACUCCAGCCCAUCAGGUGAAGCCUGAAAAUUCUAGCACAUGCGUUAACUUAUACGAGGCUAAGCAUGUAUCUGCAGGGGAAAUCUAAAAAGAAUGAAAAUAGAAAACGUUUUUGACACGGAAUAGCCUAUCAUAGUAAACAAAUUCAUACAUCGUUUUCUGAGGUAUAUCAAAAGAUAACUUUGCGUGCCAGUUUACUUUUAAUGAAAUCGAGGUUAAAGGGGAAUUAAGAAGUUCUACUGUUGACUCAGGCUUCAAGUUACUGUUUCAGGGGUGUACAUGCUAGGGGAGUCGUCAGGGUGUCAAUCAAUGUGUACUUUGUCGGUUCAUUUAACGAUAACUAGGUUCACAGAAUGAAUCUUCUGUAUGAGGAUUUUCUUGAUUCGACUAGUUAUUCUUGCAAAGCACUUAGUGGUAGUGGGAUUACAAUAAAAAAAUGAUUAAUCAGAUAAUGCACGCUUAUCAACAGAUUCAGAAAUCAAGCUUGCUGACUUAGAUUGUAUUGCUGAAAUUGCUUAUUAUAAACAUUACUUGUCACCAGAUCCCUCGAAGUAGCUAGAUAUGGUUUUUUCGAAAAAGGAAAAAUUGGAUACUCUGUGUAUCAACUGUGUAUCAAUUAAAUGUAUUAUGUUUUGUUCAUAAAAUAAAGAAAAUUAAUCCAA